AUGCCACCGGAUAUAAGCAAUCGUACGCGUGUGAGCGUCGACAAAUUAUUGUACAGUCGUGACGUGCCGUCCAUCAUGCCGGGUGUUUGCAGCGAUCCGAACUUUUUCGAGACUACCGUCGAGCCGCUGCUCGUGGCCGGCCGUGAGGGUGAUCUAUGCGAGUGGCUCAAGAAAAACGGACUGAUUGCCAAGGAACAGAAGUGCCCGAACUCCAAGUGCCUAACCACGGACAAGAUGCAGUGGCAUCGCGCACGCGUCGUCGACAAGUUCAACUGGAUGUGCCUAGCGUGCAAGAAAAGGGUGCCAGUUAGGAAUUUGUCCUUCUUCGCUGAUUUCAAGUGCGAGCUGAGUUAUGCGCUGAGAGUCAUUGACGGUUGGUGUAAGAACAUGCCGCUUAGCGAUUUCGGUGGUGAAUGCAAAAACAAAGUAAAUCUGGCCAAACGUAUUUACACUGCAUGUACUCAAGUAUCUGAGUGGCAGUUGAAAAAAAUUGUUGGUGACUUCAAACUGGGUGGCCCGGAUGUUGUAGUCAUCGUAGAUGUGUUUCCAGAUGGUAACAUGAGUUUGGAAGUACCAACCACGUCUCAUAAUAAUAACUUUUCCAAAAGAGUGCUAUGCAUUGCCGAUACUGCCCACGUUCCUGUUCGUGUGUGGGCAAGCCUUCUGGAUGGAUCUAAUAAAGAGAAUUCUAAAAUAGUAGAAAUGGUGAAAAACCAUGUAAUGCUGGGUUCAACUAUUGUAACAAAUGAAAUGUUAUAUCCAUUGUUGCACAAUUUACCUGGAAUAGGAGAAGUUAUAAGCACAGAAGCAUUGAUGAAUUUGGACAUUAACCACGAUCACAAAUCUUUAAAAAAUUUAGAAACAAUAUGGGCUACCACCGUAGAAGCCUGUAUUCACUUACAAGACUUGAGUACAACACUUGCUGAACAGCAUCUAAUAGAACUACAGUGGAGACAAAUGUAUGGAUUUGUAGCGUUUCCUUCCUUGAUACAACAUAUUGUUGAGUAUACAGCUUACCAAAACCCAAAAUGUCCACCUUUGCCAAGCAUUUGGCCAACAAAUUAA
Macrosiphum euphorbiae (potato aphid) is the source of this 1065-nucleotide messenger RNA. The record is from the annotation of a GenBank genome assembly. NCBI's taxonomy places the organism in Eukaryota, Metazoa, Arthropoda, Insecta, Hemiptera, Aphididae.